This is a messenger RNA of Paramecium tetraurelia, 1098 nucleotides long. RefSeq lists its product as uncharacterized. The record is from RefSeq and is a predicted model, not a curated record. The transcript is spliced from 3 exons. Gene Ontology annotation, biological process: protein dephosphorylation. Gene Ontology annotation, molecular function: protein serine/threonine phosphatase activity. Lineage: Eukaryota; Ciliophora; Oligohymenophorea; Peniculida; Parameciidae.
AUGAAAUAAUUAAAUAUUAUUAAAUAAAAACUAGAACCAUUAAAUUUACCUAUUCAUCAUUAGUAGCAACAUCAAUAUUCACUUUAAAUAAGAAAACCAGCCUUUAGUUUAUAUGAGCAAACUACUUCUAGACAGAGUCACUAAAGAAAAAAGUAGAAGCAAGUAAAUGUUACUUAAAAUUCACCUCCAAAAUAUUAAGAAGAGCAGACUUUGAUUGAUAAAUACGGAUUAGAUGAUAGAUUUCAAUACACUCUUAGAAUGUCUGUUAGAACCAAACAAGGGAUGAUGAUAGGAAAUCCCACCAAAUAAAAUCAAGACUCAUAUAUCCUACAGUCCAACAUCUCCAACAAAACAUAUAUGCAUUAUUUCUUAGUCUUUGAUGGACAUGGAGCCAAUGGACAUCAUGUGUCCAAUUUCCUUAAGCAAUAAUUUCAACUCUACAUUACCCAAUUUUCAUCAUUAUUAGAAAAUAAUCCUUAUAUUGCCAUAUCAACUAUCUUCACUCAUGUGUCUCAAGCCUUGAAUCAAUCAGGAAUCGACUUGAAGUACUCUGGAUCUACAGUCAUAGGACUCUUUAUGCUGCACAACAAAAUUUAUUGUUCGAAUUUGGGGGAUUCCAGAGCAAUCAUGUUGACUCGCACCAAUAGAUGGCUGCUCAAAUAUUUAUCCAGAGAUCACAAGCCCUAAUGUGCAGAUGAGGCCUAAAGAAUAAUAAAUUAUGGGGGCAGGAUCGAUUCUUAUAGAGAUCCAAAAGGCUUACCAUACGGCCCCCUAAGAGUUUGGAACAACGCGAAUGUUCCUGGAUUGGCCAUGACUCGAUCAAUGGGGGAUUAGGUGGCCAAGAAAGUUGGAGUGAUUGACAAGCCAGAGAUUUUCAAUUUUACUAUGGAAAUUAUGGAUAGAGCCUUGUUGAUUGGAUCAGAUGGACUUUUCGAGUUUCUGACUUAGUAAGAUAUAUUGGACGCUGUAACUCCACACUUAAAUAAUAUUGAGAAGGCCUGCAAUCACCUUUUGGAGAUGGCUCAUGUAAGUUGGUUGUAGAGAGGGUCCAAAAUGAUAGAUGAUAUAACUUUUAUUUUAAUUUUUUUAUAAUAUUGA